Messenger RNA from Pantherophis guttatus, 2648 nucleotides. RefSeq names its product exocyst complex component 6B (gene EXOC6B). The record is from RefSeq and is a predicted model, not a curated record. Gene Ontology annotation, biological process: exocytosis; Golgi to plasma membrane transport; intracellular protein transport. Gene Ontology annotation, cellular component: exocyst; membrane. Lineage: Eukaryota; Metazoa; Chordata; Lepidosauria; Squamata; Colubridae.
ACGGCGAGGAGCUGGGCGCGGCCCGCCAUGGCGGAGCCGGAGAGCCUGGAGACGGCGGCCGAGCACGAGCGGAUCCUGCGCGAGGUCGACAGCACCGACACGGCCUGCCUCGGGCCCACCCUCAGGUCUGUCUAUGAUGGGGCAGAACAUGGGCGCUUCAUGGAGAAGCUGGACGCUCGCAUCCGGAACCACGACCGGGAGAUCGAGAAGAUGUGCAACUUCCAUUACCAGGGCUUUGUGGACUCGAUCACGGAGUUCCUGAAGGUCCGGGCAGAGGCCCAGAAGCUCAAGAAUCAAGUCACGGAUACGAAUCGGAAACUGCAGCUGGAAAGCAAGCAACUGGUGGGCGCCAUGGAGGAGCUGAGGCAAUGCCGGCUGCAGCAGUGGAACAUCUCUGCCACGGUGGAUAAACUCAGCCAGUGCCUUCCCGUUCUGGAGAUGGAGAGCAAGUUAAGGGAGCAGAUGAAGUCCAAAAGGCAUUAUCCCGCCCUGAAGACCUUGGAGCACCUGGAGCGGAUGUGCCUGCCCCAAGUCAGCCAUUACCACUUCUGCAAGAUCAUGGUGGAGAACAUCCCAAAAUUGCGUGAGGAAAUCAAGGACGUCUCCAUGUCUGACCUGAAAGACUUCCUGGAGAGCAUCCGCAAACACUCGGACAAGAUUGGGGAGACGGCCAUGAAGCAGGCCCAGCAGCAGAGGAGCCUGGAUGGCCUGGAGGGGCAGCCCUUGAGGGCCGGGGGCCGAAGGGGCAGGAGAGUGGCCGGCGCGAAUUCAGGGCUGGAGCUCAAGAAAGCCAGUCCGAUCUCUGAGCGGGAUUCUGGGAUCCUGGAUGUGAAAGAGGAGGAGGAGGAGGAGGAAGAAGAGGUGCCCGGUGCUCAGGAUUUGGUGGAUUUCUCCCCCGUCUACCGCUGCUUCCACAUCUACUCCGUGUUGGGAGCCCGAGAGGCCUUUGAGAGCUACUACCGGAAGCAGAGGAGAAAGCAGGCCCGGCUGGUUCUGCAGCCCCCCUCCAACAUGCACGAAACCCUCUCCGGCUACCGGAAGUAUUUUAAUCAGAUUGUAGGCUUUUUCGUCAUCGAGGAUCACGUUCUGCACACAAGCCAGGGCUUGGUGGACAGAGCCUACAUCGAUGAGCUCUGGGAUAUGGCCCUCUCCAAGACCAUCGCGGCCCUGCGGACGCAUUCGUCCUAUUGCUCAGACCCAGACCUGGUGUUGGACCUGAAAAAUCUCAUGGUGCUUUUUGCUGACACUCUCCAGGCCUACGGCUUCCCUGUCAGCCAGCUCUUUGACCUGCUUUUGGAAAUCCAGGACCAGUACAGGGAGACGCUGCUGAAGAAAUGGGCAGGAGCCUUCAGAAACAUCCUGGAGUUGGAUAAUUACAGCCCCAUCUCGGUGGCAGACGAAGAGCAGUACGAGAAACUGGUGGGGCAGUUUCCAUUCCACGAUGCGGAGCUGGAGAAGCAGCCGUUCCCCAGGAAGUUCCCCUUUUCUGAACUGGUGCCUCGGAUCUACAACCAGAUCAAGGAAUUUAUCUACGCUUGCCUGAAGUUCUCUGAAGACCUUCACCUGAGCUCCACGGAGGUGGAUGACAUGAUUCGGAAAUCGACCAAUUUGUUGUUGACCCGGACUCUGAGCAGCUGCUUGCAGAGCGUCAUUCGCAGGAAGAACGUCGGGCUGGCCGAGCUGGUCCAGAUAAUUAUCAACACUACACAUUUGGAAAGAUCCUGUCGAUUCCUGGAAGAAUUCAUCACCAACAUCACCAACGUUCUUCCAGAAACCGUCCACACGACGAAGCUUUAUGGAACGGCCACUUUCAAGGACGGCCGCCAUGCUGCAGAGGAGGAGAUCUACACUAACCUGAACCAAAAGAUUGACCAGUUCUUGCAACUUGCAGAUUAUGACUGGAUGGCCGCGGAAGCCCCUCCCAAGGCCAGUGACUACCUGGUGGACCUCAUUGCUUUCUUGCGCAGCACCUUUGCUGUCUUCACACACCUGCCCGGCAAGGUGGCACAGACCGCCUGCAUGUCUGCCUGCAAACACCUGUCCACCUCGCUGAUGCAGCAGCUCCUGGAAGCCGAAGUCCGACAGCUGUCCCUGGGUGCCUUGCAGCUCUUCAGCCUGGACGUGGCAGAGUGCGAACAGUUUGCCAGAUCCGGGCCGGUGCCUGGGUUCCAAGGGGACACGCUGCUUCUGGCCUUCAUCGACUUGAGACAACUGCUGGAUCUCUUCCUCCAGUGGGACUGGUCGACGUACCUGGCCGACUACGGGCAACCCACCUGCAAGUACCUUCGGGUGAAUCCGACGACCGCGCUGGCCUUGCUGGAAAAGCCUUUCAUCCUCUUAGUUGCUCUUCUCUGAACUUUUUCCAAAAGUCUCAACGUACUUUUUUGUAAUGUGGGAACCAAAACUGGAUGCAGCAUUCCAGGUGUGGCCUGACUAAGGCUUUAUAAAGCGGUACUAAGACUUCAUGUGAUUUUGAUUCUGUGCCUCUGUUUAUACAACCGAGGAUUGUAUUCGCUUUUUUGGCUGCUGCAGCACAUGGCCGGCUCAUGUUUGAGGGAUCGUCCACUGGGACUCCAAGGUCCCUCUCACGGCGACUGUUUUGCCACUCAGUGUCACCACCUGCGAGUGGAUUGCCGGCCUUUUCUUUG